Molecule: messenger RNA, 1647 nt
Organism: Blumeria graminis f. sp. triticale
Lineage: Eukaryota; Fungi; Ascomycota; Leotiomycetes; Helotiales; Erysiphaceae
Source: the annotation of a GenBank genome assembly
AUGAUACGCUCUUCACAACGCCAGAACUCGGCGGUUCUAACAAGCCUACGGAGAAUAACAUCACAACCCGCUAGUACCUUGCGAACAAGACUAUCGUUGGCCUACACUACUCAGCAAACCGCCGUUAAUAUAUCAAAUCACUCAAGAAACCGCUCAUGUUUAAAACCACUCAAUCCCUUAACAAAAAAUGGGCUCGGCCACGCGAGACGCCUCCUCUCAAAUUCACAUUCUAGUAUUGAAACUCGCACGGAAACUGAUGCCUUUGGCGAAGUUCAGGUACGUGCAGACCGAUAUUGGGGUGCCCAAACGGAAAGGUCUCUGGAAAAUUUCAAAAUCAAUCAGCCCCAGGACCGAAUGCCGCCGCCUAUUAUCAAGGCAUUUGGUAUCUUGAAAGGGGCUGCAGCAACAGUUAACAUGCAGUAUGGACUUGAUCCCAAGAUUGGAGCGGCUAUUCAGACAGCUGCGAAGGAAGUCGCUGACCUCAAGCUGCUUGAUCACUUUCCCUUGGUAGUCUGGCAAACCGGUUCUGGGACGCAGUCAAACAUGAAUGCGAAUGAGGUUAUUUCCAACCGUGCCAUUGAGAUUCUAGGGGGAAAGAUGGGCAGCAAGAAGCCAGUUCAUCCCAAUGACCACGUCAACAUGAGCGCUUCCUCUAAUGAUACUUUUCCAACCGUCAUGCAUAUUGCGGCGGUCUUGGAAACCGAGAAUGAGCUCCUUCCAGCCAUCAAGUCGUUGCGCAGUGCGCUGCAAGCCAAGGUCGAUUAUUUCACAGAACAGAAUAUCAUCAAGAUCGGCCGAACUCAUCUCCAGGAUGCAACUCCUCUUACCCUAGCUCAAGAAUUCUCUGGAUACGUUGCACAACUCGACCUUGGGGCCAAGCGGGUGGAGGCCUCGCUAUCAGAUCUUCGGCUACUCGCGCAAGGUGGGACUGCAGUCGGCACUGGUAUUAAUACCUACCAAGGUUUUGCCGAAGCAAUUGCGACUGAAGUCACUCAAAUGACUGGCACAGUCUUCAAGACAGCCCCAAACAAGUUCGAAGCUCUUGCCGCUCACGAUGCCCUUGUCGAAGCCCAUGGAUCUCUCAAUACCUUGUCGGGAUCUCUCUUUAAAAUUGCUCAGGACAUCAGAUACCUUGGAUCUGGUCCUCGCUGCGGCCUCGGGGAACUUUCGUUGCCUGAGAACGAGCCGGGAAGCAGCAUCAUGCCUGGAAAAGUGAACCCCACUCAAUGUGAAGCAUUGACUAUGAUAUGCGCACAGGUGAUGGGAAACAACGUCGCCACUACGAUUGGUGGCAUGAAUGGACAAUUCGAACUUAAUGUCUUCAAGCCAAUUAUCAUCCGUAACUUUCUUCACAGCCUGCGUAUUCUCACAGACGGUAUGCGUAGCUUCGAAAAGAAUCUAGUGCAUGGUCUUGUUGCCAACGAAAAGAAAAUUGCUACUAUUUUACAGGAAUCGCUCAUGUUGGUGACUUGCCUGAACCCCAAGAUUGGAUACGAUAUGGCCAGUAAAGUUGCGAAAAACGCACACAAGAAGGGGCUCACCCUGAAAGAGUCAGCCAUGGAACUGCAGGCGCUCAGCGAAGAAGACUUUGAUCGGCUCGUCAGACCUGAGCUAAUGCUUGGGCCGGAAGCGUAUCGCAAGAGCUAG